This is a messenger RNA of Closterium sp. NIES-65, 2355 nucleotides long. Lineage: Eukaryota; Viridiplantae; Streptophyta; Zygnematophyceae; Desmidiales; Closteriaceae. The record is from the annotation of a GenBank genome assembly.
AUGGACGUGGAUUGGACAUGGACGUGGACGUGGACGUGGACGUGGACGUGGACUGGACGUGGACGUGGACGUGGAAUGGACGUGGACGUGGACGUGGACGUGGACGUGGACGUGGACGUGGACGUGGACAUGGACGUGGACGUGGACGUGGACGUGGACGUGGACGUGGACAUGGACGUGGACGUGGACAUGGACGUGGACAUGGACGUGGACGUGGACGUGGACGUGGACAUGGACGUGGACGUGGACGUGGACGUGGACGUGGACGUGGACGUGGACGUGGACGUGGAAUGGACGUGGACGUGGACGUGGACGUGGAGACAUGGACGUGGACGUGGACGUGGACGGGACGUGGACGUGGACGUGGACGUGGACGUGGACAUGGACGUGGACGUGGACGUGGACGUGGACAUGGACGUGGACGUGGACGUGGACGUGGACGUGGACAUGGACGUGGACGUGGACGUGGACAUGGACGUGGACGUGGACGUGGACGUGGACAUGGACGUGGACAUGGACGUGGACGUGGACGUGGACGUGGACGUGACAUGGACGUGGACGUGGACGUGGAAUGGACGUGGACGUGGACGUGGACGUGGACAUGGACAUGGACGUGGACGUGGACGUGGACGUGGACAUGGACAUGGACGUGGACGUGGACGUGGACGUGGACAUGGACGUGGACGUGGACGUGGACGUGGACGUGGACGUGGACGUGGACAUGGACGUGGACGUGGAACAUGGACGUGGACAUGGACUGGACUGGACGUGGACGUGGACAUGGACGUGGAUGGUGGACAUGGACGUGGACGUGGACGUGGACGUGGACGUGGACGUGGACGUGGACGUGGACGUGGACGUGGACGUGACGUGGACGUGGACAUGGACGUGGACGUGGACGUGGACGUGGACGUGGACGUGGACGUGGACGUGGACGUGGACGUGGACGUGGACUGGACGUGGACAUGGACGUGGACAUGGACGUGGACGUGGACAUGGACGUGGACGUGGACAUGGACGUGGACGUGGACAUGGACGUGGACUGUGGACGUGUUGACAUGGACGUGGACGUGGACAUGGACAUGGACGUGGACGUGGACGUGGACGUGGACGUGGACGUGGACGUGGACGUGGACGUGGACGUGGACAUGGACUGGACGUGGACGUGGACGUGGACAUGGACGUGGACGUGACGUGGACAUGGACGUGGACAUGGACGUGGACGUGGACGUGGACGUGGACGUGGACGGCGUGGACAUGGACGUGGACGUGGACGUGGACGUGGACGUGGACGUGGACGUGGACGUGGACGUGGACAUGGACGUGGACGUGGACGUGGACGUGGACGUGGACAUGGACGUGGACGUGGACGUGGACGUGGACAUGGACGUGGACAUGGACGUGGACAUGGACGUGGACGUGGACAUGGACGUGGACGUGGACAUGGACGUGGACGUGGACAUGGACGUGGACAUGGACGUGGACAUGGACAUGGACGUGGACGUGGACAUGGACGUGGACGUGGACGUGGACGUGGACAUGUGGGACGUGGACACGGGACGUGGACGUGGACGUGGACGUGGACGUGGACGUGGACGUGGACGUGGACGUGGACGUGGACGUGGACGUGGACAUGGACGUGGACAUGGACGUGGACGUGGACAUGGACGUGGACAUGGACGUGGACGUGGACGUGGACGUGGACGUGGACAUGGACGUGGACGUGGACGUGGACGUGGACGUGGACAUGACGUGGACGUGGACAUGGACGUGGACGUGGACGUGGACGUGGACGUGGACGUGGACGUGGACGUGGACGUGGACGAUGGACGUGGACACGUGGACGUGAACGUGGACGUGGACGUGGACGUGGACGUGGACGUGGACGUGGACGUGGACGUGGACGUGGACGUGGACGUGGACGUGGACGUGGACAUGGACGUGGACUGGACUGGACGUGGACGUGGACGUGGACUGGACAUGGACGUGGACGUGGACGUGGACAUGGACGUGGACGUGGACAUGGUCGGACGUGGACAUGGACGUGGACGUGACGUGGACGUGGACAUGGACGUGGACGUGGACGUGGACGUGGACGUGGACGUGGACGUGGACAUGGACGUGGACGUGGACGUGGACGUGGACGUGGACGUGGACGUGGACGUGGACGUGGACGUGGACAUGGACGUGGACAUGGACGUGGACGUGGUACUAUGGGACGUGGACGUGGACAUGGACUGGACGUGGACAUGGACACUGGACGUGGAACUGGACGUGGACGUGGACGUGGACAUGGACGUGGACGUGGACAUGGACGUGGACUGGACGUGGACGUGGACGUGGACAUGGACGUGA